CCCCCCCCCACCCGCACCUUCGUGCCUCGGCCGCCGGGCGCCGCUUCCCCGCGGGGACCCCGAGGCUCGUCCGGGGUUAGUCGGGAGCGGGGGGCCGGGUGGGGCAGUGAGCACGCCGCGGGGAGCAGCCUUCGCGCCCCAGCCCUGUUGCUCGGGGCCGGGCGGCCGGAAGCCCAACUCCUUCCUGGGGCUGGGGGUGAGGGGGGCUCCCCCCGAGGGCUUCGGAGCUGCAGGGACGACCCUCCCCCUGCUCCCCUCCCCCCGCGAUCCCCGCAGAGAUCCGGGUCCACCCGGGCCGGGCUCGCCCGCCGGGACUUGGCUGUGUUUGGGGUGUGUGGGGUCGGGUGGGCGCAGCGGGGAAGCCCGUCCCGCCGGUUUGUUUAUUCACGCCGUUGGCAACGCGGCCGGCUACGUUGAGAAUUAUUUCUUCCUUUUUUAAAAUUUCAAUCCUCGUCCGUGAGUGAAGCUGUUCUCCGUGGAGAUAAAAAUAAUUCUGUCGGCAUGUGAGCAUGUUUUUAGAAAGAGAACAUUCCGAAGAGAAAAACUACGGAGUUUUUUUUUUUUUUUUAAUAUAUAUAUAUACCCCCCUCUGUAUGCCUACACCACUGGGGGAAAAAAGACUAGAACUAAAUCUCCAAAAUAGUUUUUCAAGGCAACGAAAAUCAGCAUUUUUUUUUAAAUUCAAAAAUACAGAUAUUUCUCUGCAGCCCUGUCCUCCUCCUCCUCCCCCUCCUCCUCCUCCUCAUAUUCCUAGUACAUACGGUAAAAUGAUACAAUGAAAUGCGGUAACUGGAAAAUCAUGUUCUGGGUAGCAGAUGAAGUACAUUAUUCAGAGCCAUAUUGUGGGUGAGAUAAAAUUCUCCCCUUUUGUAUUUGUUCGCAGUGGCGGAGGCACCGAGAAAUGAUCUUUAACCAUUUAGCAUUUGUUGCUGAUUUGUUUUUGUUUGGGGGGCCACGCCCAGCGGUGCUCGGGAUUGACUCCGGGCUCUGCUCCCUGGCCUCCAUUUAGCACUUGUCUGUUUCCGUAAUUGACCAGAGAGUGAAGAGGAUAAAAAAGUGAAAUUCACUGCGUGUGUAAUUUGGGGAGUCCCUUUAGUGUUCGCUUCUGUGUGCCUAGUGUAAAAACAGAUUGGGGGAUGGUGUCUAUGAUACCUUCAUGAUGAUAGAUGAAACCAAAUGCCCACCUUGUUCAAAUGUUCUCUGCAACCCUUUUGAAGCACCUCUACCCAGAAGACUAAAUAUCACUACUGAACAGUUAACACGUGAUCAUACUCAGCGCUUUCUUAAUGGAGGUGAGAUGAAGGUGGAACAGCUGUUUCAAGAGUUUGACAACACAAGAUCUGAAACCUUUCAGUCAGAGGGUAAAAAUGACUCUGAAAAAUGUUCUCCUACUAAAAGUUCAGAUAGUCUGAAUACAGUAAAAUCCAGCAGUUCAUCCAAAACAUCCAAAGUAGUGCCUCUGACUCCAGAACAAGCACUGAAGCAAUACAAACACCUCCUCACUGCUUAUGAGAAGCUUGAAAUCAUCAAUUAUCCAGAAAUUUACUUUGUGGGUCCAAAUGCCAAAAAAAGACACGGAGUUAUUGGUGGUCCCAAUAAUGCAGGGUAUGAUGAUGCAGAUGGGGCUUAUAUUCAUGUACCUCGAGACCAUCUAGCUUAUCGAUAUGAGGUGUUGAAAAUUAUUGGCAAGGGGAGUUUUGGGCAGGUAGCCCGGGUCUAUGAUCACAAACUCAGACAAUAUGUGGCCCUGAAGAUGGUGCGCAAUGAAAAACGCUUCCAUCGACAAGCAGCUGAGGAGAUCCGAAUUUUGGAGCAUCUCAAAAAACAGGAUAAAACUGGUAGCAUGAAUGUUAUCCACAUGCUGGAAAGUUUCACAUUUCGGAACCAUGUCUGCAUGGCCUUUGAAUUGUUGAGCAUAGAUCUUUAUGAGCUAAUUAAAAAAAACAAGUUUCAGGGUUUUAGCAUCCAGUUAGUUCGCAAGUUUGCUCAAUCCAUCUUGCAGUCCUUGGAUGCUCUUCAUAAAAAUAAGAUCAUUCACUGCGACCUAAAGCCAGAAAACAUUCUCCUGAAACACCAUGGCCGCAGUGCAACAAAGGUCAUUGACUUUGGGUCUAGCUGUUUUGAGUACCAGAAGCUUUAUACAUAUAUCCAGUCUCGGUUCUACAGAGCUCCAGAGAUCAUCUUAGGAAAUCGCUAUAGCACACCAAUUGACAUUUGGAGUUUUGGCUGCAUCCUUGCCGAACUUUUAACAGGACAGCCUCUUUUCCCUGGAGAGGAUGAAGGAGACCAGUUGGCCUGUAUGAUGGAGCUUCUAGGCAUGCCACCAUCAAAACUUCUGGAGCAAUCCAAACGUGCCAAGUACUUUAUUAACUCCAAGGGCCUACCUCGCUACUGUUCUGUAACUACUCAAGCAGAUGGGAGGGUUGUGCUUAUGGGGAGUCGCUCCCGUCGGGGUAAAAAGCGGGGUCCCCCAGGAAGCAAAGACUGGGUCACAGCACUGAAAGGGUGUGAUGACUAUUUGUUUAUAGAUUUUUUGAAAAGGUGUCUUCAUUGGGACCCCUCUGCCCGCUUGACCCCAGUUCAAGCAUUAAGACACCCUUGGAUCAACAAAUCAGUGCCCAAACCUCUUGCCAUUGAAAAGGCAUCGAGAAAAAGAGUAGUAAAUCCUGCUAAUGCUUUCCAGGGUCUGGGUUCUAGGUUGCCUCCAGUUGUUGGUAUAGCCAGUAAGCUUAAAGCUAACUUAAUAUCUGAAAGCAAUGGCGGGAUACCUCUGUGCAGUGUGUUGCCAAAACUGAUCAGCUGAUGGACAGCAGUAUGUUCAGAGAUGCAUUUGUGUGUAUUUUUAAUUAUCUUGCAAGCCUUCAGGUUUUUGCAAAUGGAAGGAAAAAUAUAAGCCCAUUGGUGGAUAUGUUUUUGUUAUCUUAAACUUCUUUUUUAACUAGGAAACACAUUUUUAUAUGACUGUAAAAGAACUCUUUAAGGGCUAAUUACCUAACCAGCCUAUUUGACCAUCCUGGAACAUAUAUUAAAUACCUUUUUAUAGGUCAUUGUAUCUUUGUUAUUAUUGUCUGAUCUACAAAAGCCCUAUGUAUUCUCUUGGCUUAAACCCAUUCUUCCUCUCAAGGCAGAAAAUAUAUCUUGACCUCUUUUCACUUUUAGCGUCUCAGCAUCUGUUCCGGAGGACUAAUUCAGUGCUUGGCCUUCAUUACAGAUGAGAGCUGAGUUAGUGCUCUUGUCCCAGAUGGUCAUGCUGAGGGCUUCUAGGUGAAAGACUCAGAGCAGAAUAUGGAGUUGAGGAUAUUCCAGCUAUUGGUCACUUGAAAAAAUGGUGUCACUUUUCUUUGACUCAAUUUACUUUCAGUUCUGUGAUACAUAGUGUUUUGUUAUGUUAUUAAAGCUAAUGGCCUCUGA
Sorex araneus (European shrew) is the source of this 3411-nucleotide messenger RNA. RefSeq names its product dual specificity tyrosine phosphorylation regulated kinase 3 (gene DYRK3). Gene Ontology annotation, cellular component: nucleus. Lineage: Eukaryota; Metazoa; Chordata; Mammalia; Eulipotyphla; Soricidae. Bases 1157 to 2803 code for a protein of 548 amino acids. The record is from RefSeq and is a predicted model, not a curated record. Gene Ontology annotation, biological process: peptidyl-threonine phosphorylation; cytoplasmic stress granule disassembly; peptidyl-serine phosphorylation. The transcript is spliced from 3 exons. Gene Ontology annotation, molecular function: protein serine/threonine/tyrosine kinase activity; ATP binding; protein serine/threonine kinase activity.